AUGCGUUCCUCCUCGACAGCAUUCUACACAUUGGCCUUGGUGCCUCUGGCUGCUUCCGGUCCUUUGAAAGGCUUUUCGUCGUUAGUUUCAAGGAUCAACAUCGCAAGACCGAAGAUCGGCACUGUUCCGUACAACGCCGAUAUCACUGCCUGCAACGUCCCUGGCACUGUUGCGCUCACGUAUGACGACGGACCAGGUCCGUACACAGAAGAACUUCUCCAAAUCCUGGAAUCCAACAACGUCAAAGCCACAUUCUUUAUCAACGGAAACAACGGGCAAGGUCCCAUCACGGACAAUGGCUUUGCUCGUGUUAUCAAGAAAGCAUAUGACGAUGGACAUCAAAUUGCCAGUCACACAUGGUCGCACGCAGACCUUGCGCAUCUGUCAACUGAAGAGCGGACACGGGAGAUGACCCAGCUGGAGGAUGCCUUGGAAAGCAUCAUUGGAGUUAUCCCAACGUACAUGCGACCACCGUACACCUCAUGCGAGGCUGAUUGUAUGCAAGAUAUGGAUGAUCUGGGAUAUCAUGUUGCCAAUUACAACAUAGAUACUAGGGACUGGGCUGGAGACUACAACUUUGCUCGAGAGGUCUACUCUAGUGCACUAUCAUCGUCGAGCCCGUCUUCGGCAGGCUUCAUUGAGUUGACCCACGACAUCCACGCCGAGACGGUUCACACCUUCACCCAGUUUAUGAUCGACGAGGCUCGGGAACACGGUUACAAGCUUGUAACACUUGGGGAGUGUCUCGGCGAUCCGGUUAGUAACUGGUACCGCAAAUCUUAG
Messenger RNA from Neoarthrinium moseri, 783 nucleotides. RefSeq lists its product as uncharacterized. NCBI's taxonomy places the organism in Eukaryota, Fungi, Ascomycota, Sordariomycetes, Amphisphaeriales, Apiosporaceae. The record is from RefSeq and is a predicted model, not a curated record. Gene Ontology annotation, molecular function: hydrolase activity, acting on carbon-nitrogen (but not peptide) bonds. Gene Ontology annotation, biological process: carbohydrate metabolic process. Bases 1 to 783 code for a protein of 260 amino acids. The transcript is spliced from 2 exons.